This is a messenger RNA of Saitoella complicata NRRL Y-17804, 1797 nucleotides long. Its product is annotated as cleft lip and palate transmembrane 1. Gene Ontology annotation, cellular component: membrane; endomembrane system. Bases 1 to 1797 code for a protein of 598 amino acids. NCBI's taxonomy places the organism in Eukaryota, Fungi, Ascomycota, Saitoellomycetes, Saitoellales, Saitoellaceae. The transcript has 4 exons. The record is from RefSeq and is a predicted model, not a curated record.
AUGUUUGCCAAGAAAGCCACUACCCAAACUCCCGUUCCCCCCAUUGGAUCUGGAUCUGGAUCUACUUUUGAUUCCUCCUCUCAGCCCGACCUCCCAGAAGGCGUAAACGCCAUCGUUGACCCCCGCCUCUUGCUCCCAGAAAAAGUCGCACCCGCUUGGCCCGCAAACUCCGAAUUCGAUCUCCGAAUCUACACCUCCCCCUCCGACUCCUACACCUCUCUUGACUUCUCCGACCCUUCUUCGCUAUUGCUCCACGAACGCUCUCUUCACCUCGGUGACUGGAAUGAUGAGCGUGUUGUCGAGGUCGUCAUCCCCGCUACCACAGCGAUGCAAAACAACGGGUCUUUGUAUGCGCAUAUCGUGUUGGCUAGGGAUGGUGCGGAGGUUGAUCCGGGAAGGGAGGAGUAUGAUGGGAAGAACGUCGCGAGGAUGACGAAAAUGUUGAACAGAUACCAAAAACUGAAGCGGAACAAGAAGACGAAAAACCUCCUCGACAAAUACGCGGAAGAGGCGGAGGAGGAGGAGGAGGAGGAGGUUGCCGCUGCGCCGAUCAUCCCAGGCUUGAACUUUGGACAGGAUCAACCCCAACCCCCUAUCGUAUCCUACUGGUCCCCAAACCUAACCCUCGCCGUCAUCGCCGAUACGGGUGAACUCCCAUUCACGACCCUCCCCCCCGUCGUGAAAGACUACGUCCACAUCAUCGAAGGCGACAUCCGCGACGACACCGGCAAGGUCGGAUUCUACUACCCCAUCGUCUUCCCCAACGAAUUCUGGACCCUAGAUUCCUACCUCUACCCACUCAACUCCACAACCCCCCUCCUCCCCCUCAAAAUCACUAUCCACCCCCUCUCUUGGUUUAAAUUCCAGAUGUACGCGAGCGUGGAUUACUCCUUCAAGCAACAAGCCGCGAGCGGACAACUGGGUGGAGGCGAGGUGGAGGAGUUGAAAAGGGUUGUGUUGGAGACGAAUGUGUGGUUGUUGGGGAUUACUGUUGUUGUUAGUUGUUUGCAUAGUUUGUUCGAGUUUUUGGCGUUCAAGAACGAUAUCGUCCACUGGCGCCAAAAGAAGGACAACACCGGUAUCUCCCUCCACGCAAUCCUCUCCAACGUCUUCAUGCAACUCAUCAUCUUCCUCUACCUCCUCGACAACAACGACAACACGUCAUGGUUGAUCCUCAUCGGACAGGGAUUUGGGAUUUUGUUGGAGGCGUGGAAGAUUACGAAGGCGGUUGAUGUUAGGGUUGAGGGGUGGAGAGUGAAGUUUGAGGAUAAGAAUGAGUUGACGGAGACGGAGAGGGAGACGAAGGAGUAUGAUGGGAUUGCGUUCAAGUACCUCAUCUGGGCCGCAAUCCCCCUCUUGUUGGCAUACGCCGCAUACUCCCUACUCUACGACACUCACAAAUCCUGGUACUCCUUCGUCGUAACAACCCUCGUCGGCUUCGUCUACACCUGGGGCUUCCUAACCAUGGUCCCCCCCCUCUACAUCAACUACCGCCUCAAAUCCGUCGCACACAUGUCUUCCCGCGUCAUGAUGUACAAAUUUCUCAACACGUUUAUCGAUGAUUUGUUUGCGUUUGUGAUUAAGAUGCCGACGUUGCAUCGGUUGGCGUGUUUGAGGGAUGAUGUUGUGUUUUUUGUGUAUUUGUGGCAGUUGUGGAGGUAUCGGGUUGAUAAGACGAGGGUUAAUGAGUUUGGGCAGGAUGGGGAGGCGGAGACGGGGGUAGCUGCGCUGGCGCAUAUGAAGAAGGCGAUUGAGCCGGAGGAGAAGGAGGUUAAGGAAGACAAGAAGGACAUUUAA